AUAAGAAAUAGACAAUAGCUGGCCGUUUGCCAGUUCGUAUAAAAUGCCAGCACGGUCUUAGAAAUUAGAAUAAACUUAACAGUGUCCUGUGUUGUCAUCGUUAAAUGUUUAUAGUAUUAACUGUUUGCUUAUAUUCCAAUGUCUGUGUUCAUUGAUCAUGACAGAAAUUACGGCCUACAAGAAUAUAGUAUUCGUCCAGGACCUGGAAGUCAGUCACAACUUACCAUAUCGUACUAAAUUAUAGUCAUCAGUAGUCGACACCAUCGGCGUUUUCAAAUGGCAAAAUGAAAAGAACAUACUGUGGUGAGGCUAAUAACCCGGAACCCGACGGUUCUAUGUUGGAUUUGCAUUUCCAGUCUGACGAAUGUGAAAACGAACCGUCUAAGGAACACAAAACCAUGGCCGACAGUACAACUGCAAUAGUCAAAAAUGAAAGUGCAUUACAAUUCCAAGAAAUUAUUGAACCGUGUGAUAAUGUCAUCGCACAACGGCAUGUGACAGACUAUAGCGAAGAACCAGAAUCACACAUCAAAGAUGCUAUGCAAAAUGACACUGGAAAAACAACUGAAACACAUGAAAAAGAAACUAUUAAUAUGGACAUACCAAGCGAAAAGAAGGGAGAAAUGUUGUUGGAAGCUAUAAGUAGUGAUGACGAUAUUGCAAUGGAUAGCGAAGAAGAUGGUGCUUUGGCUAGUGAUGAUGGGGAAAAUUGUAGUCAAUACGCUGAUGAUAUAGUUCCAAAUUUUGACCCAUCCCUGUUCCAAGUCCCUCCUCUGCGAAUUAUCCAAGAUCCAUCAUUAUCAUUAUUUGAAUAUAUACAUAGAAAACUAGGCGAUGGUUCUAAAUGUAGCGAAGUAUCUGAACUCAUGGAUUCUUUGGAGUAUUUACAAUCAAAAAUUAUGGAUAUCAAUGAAAAAUGGAUUAUUACUGCUGAACGAACUGUUAUUAUUUUGCCUAAAACGUUAAGUCACAUUUUGAAUAUUCCUGAAUAUUGUCAUAAGUUAUUUUCUUUGGUGAAUGUAACACUCGAUUUCGAGUCUGCUUCAAAGGAACAUGUUUCGAUGUCAACAUUAAUUCUUCGUCGUUUGAAAAUUGGCCUUCAAUUGAUCGAAGCACUCUGCCAUUACAAUGAAGAUUUAUCUGAGCAUCUAAUUAAGCACCAUCAAAUUCACAAUAAAUUAAUUAAUCUAUUUUUUGUCGAACAUAUGUGUUUGUCCCUGAAGCUUAACAUAUUGCGUGCGUUAGAUUCUAGUCUCAAUGGCUUAGAACCUAUAAGACUUUUUUUAUGCAAUGAAGUUUUUGAUAACCUCAACGGAAAUGAAACCUUACUCAAAAUACUGUCAAUACACCAAAGGCCUCGGGUAUGUUUUUUAAUAACAAGUAUUUUAAGGAAAAUUCAUUUUUAUGAAUUGCUACAAAAGAUGAAUACAGAUAUAAAAACUUUGGAUUCAAACCAAGAAUUGUUAUUGCAAGAAUGUUUAGCAGAAAUAACUACUACAUAUAUUAAAGCUCCGAUUUUAAUGGGUUGUCCUAAAAGGUUUUUACAAGCUCACGCACAGUUCGAACUUACUCCAGCAUUAACUCAUUUUGAUGUGUAUCCAACUAUUUAUAGAUUGUUUGAUGAUUUAUCACUGAUUAACUGUCUAACAAAACUACUAGACAAAUCAAAUGACAAGGAUUAUCUAAAGGAAAAUAUACUUAAACUUUUGAAAAGUUUAAUGAACUGUGACCAUGGACUCAGAUAUUUGGGCUGCAGGCAUAAAGAGUUAAAUGGGUUGAUCAAUGUUCUAGAUAAAGUUAAUACUCUGUUCAAAUCAACACUUAUUUACCAAAUAAAAGUCUUAACUCUUGUAGAUUAUUUAAGCUAUUUUUGGGAAUGCAAUUUAAUGCACAAUUUCAAAUUAGAUCAAAUGGAAUCUGUUGAUUUUCUGCAUGAUAUGUUUUUGCUAACUCAAUCUAAAAUUGGAAAAUGUGCUGUUGUGAAUGUCUUAACUAUGGGAGACAACUUAGAUGUAAUAUUAAACUUUUUAAAAUAUAUAGAACAAUCUAAAUCAAAAAAUGACGAUUUACAUAUUAUGUAUUCAUUUGAUUUAAUGAAGAUUAUUUUGGAAAAUGCAGAAGAUGUUAGCUACUUAAAGAAGUAUGGCACAUUGAUAUAUGAGCUAUCAUGCAAACACAAUUGUUUUAAUGAUUUAAUUGAUUGGACCUUUCCAUCAACAAGACACUCUGCCUUUUUCCAUGAUGAUGUCAGUGAACUGUGUACCAUUGUAAAAAAUAACAAAGAUAACUGCUUAAACUUCAAUAAAACAUUGAUAACUAGUUUAAGAAUUUUAAGAUACUUAGGAUUGCCUAAUGAUGAAACGGCAUUUAAAGGAGUGGAAGACUUUAUUGAACUAAAAUAUAAAUAUAUUACUUUACAAAUGUAUUCCUAUGAUAUGCUAGGAACCUUGUUGACCAUUGUUGAUCAAAUAUGUGAAGAUUAUAAGCAGCCAUCAGUGAAUAUUUGGAAAUUAACUGGUAACAGAGCUAAGAAUAUAAUAUCCAUCAUUCGACCAUCAAUGAUGUUGAUAAGAUGUAUGAUCACAUUAUUAAUACAAACCCGGAGAGAUGCAUUCAAAGACUUAUCUCCUAUCAAAACAUUAUUGAAACUAUAUAAUUUAAUGCACAAUGUUCCUGAAUGUUCUAUAAUUCGUGAAGAUGCCACCAAAGUUUCUAAAGAUAUCCAUAAAACGCUUGAAGCUUAUGUAGAAAUUAAAAUUGGAUCUUCGAUGGCAAAUGAAGUAAUUGUAUGGACAUUAUCUUGUCCAUCUGUUUUCUUCCCUGGGUUAUUACUUUUAGGUCAGUUAUUACCUUUGCCGUUACCAAUUCAAACUAUGAAACCUUUAGAACAAUCAGUUAUUACAACCAUGAUAUCUUUUCGUAACAUUUGGAUAGAUCAUUUGGCUAUAAUAAACAGCAAUUUGAUUGAACUUAUUACUGUUUUGAGUUCAAGUAGUUUAUUAUUACAACCUUUGAAAUGUUUAUGUAUUAAUAUUGCUGAUUUGAGCAUAUCCACGUGCUUGUUAGUUACUCAGACACUACUAGAUGCACUGGUAAGUGCUGAUAACAAUAAUUGUUUCAACCAAUGUUUAAAUUUACUAACACAAUUAUGUGACAAUAAAAAAUCUGCAACAAUCAAGACUGUAUUGCUACAAAUAUUAAAUGAUGAAAAAUUACAUGAAAAUUAUAAAAAAAUUAUUUACAAAAUAUGUGAAAAUAUUAAAGUAAACGAUCAAGGAAAUUCUAUUUUGUUCGUUCAAUGUUUAUGUGAUGCUGAUAUCAUACUAUGUGGAACUGGUAGUCAUUCAGAAGAGAACUUACCUAGAGAUAGUGUUCCUAACAAAUGGUUCUAUACCAAUAUUUUAAAUGCCCUUUUGAGCUCAUUUGAAUCUCCUUCUAAGUUAUCUACAUUGUUUGUAACUAUUAAAACAUGUAUAGUGAUUAUAAAAAACGAUUUUGGAUUUUAUCAAUUCAAAAUGGUUUUAGAUUCAUUUCCUAAACCAUUUUAUACAAUUUUUGAUAAUCUAUUGCAAAACUGGAAUAAAGAAGAUAUUCAUUGUUUGAAUACAUUAAUGUCUACUAUAGAACUUUUAAAUGUGUGUAUUAAAAAUGACAAUAAUUCAAAAAGAAAAUUAUUUAUGAACUCAUCAAUGUUGAGGGAGUACUUGAAUUGGUCAAACUAUGGCAAAGAUCAUCCUUUAUGUUUGCUGAAAGAAAUUAUGCACAAAGAUAAUAACUUAGUUUGUUAUCAACAUUUAGCUCAUCUGUCAGAAUUUUUAAAUAAUGACCAAGAAUCAGUAGAAGAACUUGCCAAGCCACAACUAACUACAGUUGACUUUUUGACACACACAUUUAAAGAUAGACUUUUUUAUGUUGUUAACAACAGUGACAACUAUACAAACCCAGGUACUGAUUUGUGUACUGAUGCUUUUGACAAUUUGGAAGAGUGUAACAUCGAAGAAGUUAUCUCAGAUUUGCCUGAUUUUGAUAUCCAAGUUAAAAUAAAUGAUUUAUUUAGAAUUGAAGAUUGCGUUGUCCAACCAGAACCAAUAGUCCAUAAACAAGAGCCUGUAGCGAUUGAAAAAAAAGAAAACAAUAUAAAUACAUCCGUUAUCACUACUACGCCUAUAAUACGCCAUAAAGUAUUUAGUAGACUCGGUACGAUACAACGAUCUGAUACGUUCCGAAACCGUUCCCCCAACACAUCAAGGCCACCAUCAUUACAUGUCGAUGAUUUUGUUGCAAUGGAAACAAGAAGUGCUCGACAGCCCAGAUACAAGUUGCCUACUCAACCCGUUCAAGAUUUGAAUAUAAGACUCCGUGAGAGACAAAUAGCGUAUGAACGUUCAUAUAGCCUAUUGAGUCCAUAUAAAUCGCAUUUAAGUUUGCAUAAUUGGCAUGCUCAAUUUAAUGCCAUGGCUCAUUUACGUGCAGACUAUCGCCAAACAAUGAGUAGUAGACAUCUAGAAAUUCAUAGGCAUUCAUUAGUUGCAGAGUGGAGACAACUUAGAGCAGAGGCUGAACUUAGGAAAAAUCUAGUGUACUCUAGACGAUAAAUAAUAUUGUGUUUACAGUCUAAAAUAUUAAAUAAUUAAUAACUUGUAUAUUUAUAUUAUAAAAAUAUAUUUCAACCAAUUAAUGUACAAAUAAUUUGU
Acyrthosiphon pisum (pea aphid) is the source of this 4694-nucleotide messenger RNA. Its product is annotated as VIR_N domain-containing protein. Bases 285 to 4595 code for a protein of 1436 amino acids. Gene Ontology annotation, biological process: mRNA modification. Gene Ontology annotation, cellular component: RNA N6-methyladenosine methyltransferase complex. The transcript has 8 exons. The record is from RefSeq and is a predicted model, not a curated record. NCBI's taxonomy places the organism in Eukaryota, Metazoa, Arthropoda, Insecta, Hemiptera, Aphididae. Gene Ontology annotation, molecular function: RNA binding.